This is a messenger RNA of Mercurialis annua (annual mercury), 1044 nucleotides long. RefSeq lists its product as uncharacterized. The record is from RefSeq and is a predicted model, not a curated record. Lineage: Eukaryota; Viridiplantae; Streptophyta; Magnoliopsida; Malpighiales; Euphorbiaceae. The transcript has 3 exons. The coding region runs from base 1 to 1044 and encodes 347 amino acids.
AUGACUCAUUUAAGUUGCUUUCAGGUUGCCAUAGGAGUCCAAAGUGUCUCAGACGCCACGGUGUGCAAAGUGUUCCCUUCAACAUUGAGUGAUGCCGCGCAAAAAUGGUACCAGAACCUCAAGGAGGGCUCUAUUACUAGCUUCAGGGAGCUCGCUAUGGCCUUCAAAACUCACUUUGCUCAGAGCAUCGAGCGAAAGAAAAGAUCCAGUGAUCUGAAAAAAUGUUUUCAAAAGCAGGGAGAAAGUUUGAAAGCUUACAUUGCUCGGGCUUGGAACUAUAUCAAUCUUGACGAGGAAAGACAAAGGAAGGCUUAUGGGAUGGCUAGCCCGGUUCCCAGUAAAACGCAGAAUGUUCAGGGAUCUAGCCGCAGUCAAGAUCGGUACCGACCUCUGAAUGAGACUUCGGGGUACAGGGGUAACAAGCCGUUCAAUGCUCAACCCAGUCCGCCUAGCACGGGGCCUGGUACGAAGCCGAGUUUCAGCAUUGGGGGAGGAACUGAAGGAUACGUCGACCGAGCAGGGGUACCGAGACAAUAUGUACCACUUAACACUCCAAGGGAGCAGAUUCUGUCCUGGAUCAAGCACAAUAAUGAAGAGAUUCGUUAUCCACCGAGGCUAGUAAAAGAUGGAGACCGAUCCAAGUUCUGUGAUUUCCAUGAUGGCUAUGGCCACGAAACAGAGGAAUGUGGGCGUUUGCGGAGUGAGAUAGACAAGCUAGUUUGCCAGGGACGAUUACAACAUUUUAUUGUGGCCAAAGAGGGCCAAGACCGAGGAAAUACGAGGGUCAACUCGGUCAGGUCGGAGCCCGGGGGGAGCAGGGAAGCCCAAUCCCCAUCAAAGAAAACACAAGUCACGGGAGUGAUCAACACUAUCUCAGGAGGAACUUUGGAAUCCGAGUAUGGUCGAAAACACAGAAAGAAAAAACAAAAGAUGGAUGCGAAAGGAGUAGAAUUUCCUCAUGAGGACGCUUUGAUUGUAUCUGCCAUCAUCGGAUCAAAAUGGGUAAAACGAUUGCUGGUGGACGAUGGUAGCUCGGUUAACUAG